Linum tenue is the source of this 2840-nucleotide messenger RNA. NCBI's taxonomy places the organism in Eukaryota, Viridiplantae, Streptophyta, Magnoliopsida, Malpighiales, Linaceae. The record is from the annotation of a GenBank genome assembly.
CAAAAACAAAGCGAACAACUGAGACAAAUUGUAGGACAUCCAUGUGCUAUCUGGCCGGUGCUUGUUUGACCUCAUCCCUCGUCAUUUUCUGCUCCAUCUCUAUAACAUAUGAUCCUCCCUAAUUGAGGGGAAUUCUUCACUUCACUUCCCAUCCCAGUUUCCGUCAGCUGUGGCUCAGGGAACCCACCAUGUCCAAUCGCAGCCCACUGCUCUUCUUCACUACUCUGUCAGUCAUAUCGAUUUUGUUGCUCCAAUCCCCAGCAAGUUUCGCGAGCUAUGGGGGAAGAGAUGCUAUACAGGCUCUAGCUACCCGUCUGGAUUCUCAAAGGUUUUCUUCAUCUGUUCAAGAAACUGCAGCUUAUGGUGUCCUGAGAAGAUUGCUUCCCCUUCCUGCCUACCAAAGCAGCUUUGUCUUCAAGAUUGUCUCUAAGGAUUCUUGCGGUGGAAAGAGUUGCUUUAUGAUAAGCAAUCGUCUCAAGUCCAGCCGGAGUGGGGCCGAGAUAAUCAUUAAAGGAACCACAGCAGUGGACAUCGUAUCAGGCUUGCAUUGGUACAUAAAGUAUAGUUGUGGCGCUCAUGUUUCAUGGGAUAAGACUGGUGGCAUUCAAAUUGCUUCAAUUCCCAAGCCUGGAUCACUGCCUCGUGUGAAAGAUGAUGGGGUAAUGAUUCAGAGGCCUGUUCCUUGGAACUACUACCAAAACGUUGUUACAUCAAGUUAUUCCUAUGUAUGGUGGAACUGGGAGAGAUGGGAGAACGAGAUAGACUGGAUGGCUCUCCAGGGUGUUAAUCUGCCUUUGGCAUUCACUGGACAAGAAGCAAUUUGGCAGAAAGUCUUCAUGAACUUCAACAUCACUGCGCAUGAUUUAGAUGGUUUCUUUGGUGGACCUGCUUUCCUUGCAUGGGCUCGCAUGGGAAAUUUACACGGCUGGGGUGGUCCUUUAUCACAAUCAUGGAUGGAUGAACAGUUGGUCUUACAGAAACAGAUACUCACUCGGAUGCAAGAACUGGGCAUGACCCCAGUGCUGCCAUCGUUUUCUGGAAAUGUGCCGGCUGCUUUGAGCAAGAUUUUCCCUUCAGCUAAGAUAACGAGGCUGGGAGACUGGAACACUGUGAACAAAAACCCACGUUGGUGCUGCACAUACCUUCUUGAUCCUUCCGAUCCUCUGUUCAUUGAAAUUGGAAGGGCUUUUAUACAUCAACAGUUUAAAGAAUAUGGAGAUGUAACCGACAUCUACAGCUGCGAUACCUUCAAUGAAAAUUCCCCACCUACAGAUGACCCAGAAUAUAUAAAUUCUUUAGGUGCUGCUGUCUACCAAGCAAUGUCUGCUGGUGACAAGUAUGCUGUGUGGUUAAUGCAAGGCUGGCUUUUCUAUUCUGACUCCGCAUUUUGGAAGCAACCUCAAAUGGAGGCACUUCUACAUUCCGUCCCGUUUGGCAAAAUGAUUGUACUCGACCUGUUUGCUGAGGCCAAGCCAAUCUGGGAAAGUUCCUCUCAGUUCUAUGACACCCCAUAUGUCUGGUGCAUGCUGCAUAAUUUUGGUGGAAACAUAGAAAUGUAUGGCAUAUUGGACUCAAUAGCUUCAGGUCCUGUAGAUGCCCGUGUCAGCAAAAAUUCAACCAUGGUACUCAUUUGGAUUUUUAUUCAACUUGCUGUCACCUUAACCAGUUUAUUUAUAGGAAUAGAGCAAAACCCAGUUGUCUAUGAGCUAAUGUCCGAAAUGGCAUUCCGGAAAGAAAAAGUUAAAAUUUUGGAAUGGCUGAAGACUUAUGCUCGCAGACGAUAUGGUAAAGCAGUUCCUGAGAUUGAGGCAGCUUGGAACAUUCUCUAUCACACUGUUUACAACUGCACAGACGGAAUUGCUGACCAUAACACAGACUUCAUAGUAAAAUUUCCAGACUGGGAUCCAUCGGUGAAUCCUAGGCACAUCAUAUCUAAACAGGAUGAGCUACAUACGCUCUUUGGAGGGGGGAGAUACUUGUUCCAACAGCAGAGGAGUUCCGAUUUCCCUGAGGCACACUUGUGGUACUCGAACCAUGAUACAGUGAAAGCUUUGCAACUAUUUCUUGAAGGGGGAGAUAUAGUUAAUGGCAGUCUCACUUACAGAUAUGACUUAGUGGACUUAACCCGUCAAGUUCUGUCCAAGAUCUCAAACGAAGAAUACACCAACGCCAUUCUUGCUUUCCGUAAGAAAGAUAUUAGUGCUCUGAAACAUCACAGCAGGAGAUUCCUAGGGCUGAUCAAGGACAUUGAUGUACUUCUUGCUUCCGAUGACAAUUUUCUACUUGGGACGUGGCUUGAAACCUCAAAGGCACUGGCUUCAAAUCCAAUCGACAGUAAGCUGAAUGAGUGGAAUGCGAGAACACAAGUGACUAUGUGGUAUGAUACAACAGCAGCUCUUCAGAGCAAGCUUCAUGACUAUGCCAACAAGUUUUGGAGUGGGUUGCUGGAAGACUAUUAUCUUCCCCGAGCUUCGACUUUCUUUGGCCAUCUGAUAAACAGCUUGGAGAAGAAUGAACAGUUCAAGAUGGUGGAUUGGAGGGUAGAAUGGAUAGCAUUAUCAAACAAAUGGCAAGCAGGUUCAAAGCUCUAUCCAGUGAAAGCGCAAGGGGAUGCUCUUUCUAUCGCUAGAGGGUUGUAUGAAAAGUAUUUGAGAAAUUGAGAUGAUAACCAACUGAACUGGUAGACAUGUUGUAAAAUACAGAAGCCAACCAAAUAAACUAAUAUGAACACUUCUGACAGACUUUUGAUUCUUGCACGGGCAAAGUUUCAUGUUCUUUCAAUAUAUCAAGACUUCUAAACUAGACCAAUUUGGAUGAAAUUACUAAUCAGAACCCCGAUC